Parasteatoda tepidariorum (common house spider) is the source of this 3370-nucleotide messenger RNA. RefSeq lists its product as uncharacterized. Lineage: Eukaryota; Metazoa; Arthropoda; Arachnida; Araneae; Theridiidae. Gene Ontology annotation, biological process: DNA integration. Gene Ontology annotation, molecular function: nucleic acid binding. The record is from RefSeq and is a predicted model, not a curated record.
GAAAACGAAAAAAGGGAUUUGUCUAAUAAUGAUGGGGAAUUUAUCUUACAGGAUUUUGAGAAAAAUAUAAAAUUUCAAAACAAUAGAUACGUGGUAAAAUUACCGUGGAAUGAAAAUGCUGAAAAUUUAGAAAAUAAUUAUAAAAUCGCGAAAUAUCGCUUAGAAAGUUUAGUUAAGAGAUUUGAUAAAGAUAAGGAAUUUUAUGAUCGUUAUAGGGAUGUAUUAUCGAAGCAGAUUUGCGAGGGGAUAGUGGAACCCGUUGAAAUGAAUGAAAAGGGUGAAACGAAUAUGGAUAGAGAAUAUUAUAUGCCUCAUCGUGCCGUCAUGCAUGAUGAUAAAACUACUACGAAGUUAAGAGUAGUUUAUGACGCCUCAUCACACUCGCAAAAUAAAUUAUCAUUGAACGAUUGUUUAUAUUCCGGACCGAAUCUGAAUCCCGACUCUUUAAGAUCACUUUUAGAUUUCCGAAGCAAAUCAUUCGCUUUAACUGCCGAUAUAAAGCAAAGUUUUUUGCAGAUAUUGUUAGAUGAAAGAGAUAGAAAUGCAGUUAGAUUCUUAUGGUUCGAGGACAAUUUUGAAAGUAAAGAGAAGUUAAAAAUUAAAAUUUUUCGAAUGACGCGUGUAUUAUUUGGUGCUACUCCAAGUCCAUUUUUAUUGGCUGCAACUCUCAAAUUUCAUAUAAAAAAGUACGAACGUAAAUAUCCGUUAGCAUAUAAAAUUUUAAAUUCUAAAUUGUAUGUUAAUGAUUUGAUUUUUGGAUUAGAUAACGAAAACCAAUGUCUUUUAAUUUAUAAGGAAAUAAAAGAAAUUUUACGUGAAGGUGGAUUUAAUAUGCGUAAGUGGAAAACAAAUUCGGAAUCUCUUCAGAUAAAACUAGACCAGUCCGAAAAUUGUAACGAAAAUAUAAAUGAAAUUUCUAAGGUGUUAGGUUACGUUUGGAAUUCGAAAGAUGAUUCGCUAAAAUUAGAAUGCAAGUUUGCUGAAUUAAGUAACAAAUUUAAUCCUUUAACUAAAAGAUUAAUUUUAAAAAUUGCAUCGAAAAUAUUUGAUCCUAUUGGAUUUAUUAGUCCCUUUACGCUGAGACCAAAGAUUCUUCUUCAGGAUAUUUGGGAACAAAAAUUCAAGUGGGAUGAUCCUCUACCAUUAAAUAUAACGAAAGACUGGAACAAAUGGUGUGAUGAACUAAAAGACUCAAAUAACUUUGAAAUACCUAGAUUUUAUCUGAAAAAUGCUGAAGAAAAGGGAAGUUUUCAAUUUCAUUGUUUCGUUGACUCGAGCAAACGAGCGUAUGGUGCAGUCCUAUAUAUUCGAUAUACAGACUAUGAUGGACAUUUUCGAACAUCGUUAAUUUGCUCUAAAUCCAGAGUUGCUCCUCUUCGAAAGGUGACACUUCCGAGACUUGAAUUACACUCAGCUGUAAUUGGAAGUCGAUUAUUUGAAUAUGUAAAGAACAGCCUUUCAUCUGUGACAAACUAUUCCGUUCGAUUCUGGACAGAUUCGAUGAUAGUACUUCACUGGAUUCGUGGAAAAUCUAAAAGGCUGAAAACAUUUGUCCAAAAUCGUGUUACUGAAAUUCGUUCAAAAACUGACACUUCUUCAUGGUCGCACUGUCCUGGUAACGAAAAUCCAUCAGAUCUGCUAACUCGUGGCGAAUCCUUAGGAAAUCUGCUUAACAAAGAAUUGUGGUGGAUCGGCCCCCAAUGGCUGAUAAAAAGUGAAGAUAAUUGGCCUAAGGAAAAUCAAGAGCUUGCAACUAUCGAUAAUGAAGAGGUUGACAAGUCAGUAGUUCUUUCAAUAGAUUCAGAGAUGGAGAAAAUUAUUAAUAUUGAAAGAUUUGGAAAUUUAACGAAAAUCUUACGUAUCACUGCGUGGAUAAGAAGAUUUAUCUUUAAUCUUAAAAAUAGAGAAAACAGAAAAACCGGAACUAUUAGUUGCGAAGAAUUACAAUCAGCAGAAGAAUAUUGGAUAAAGACAACUCAAGAAGAGCAUUUUGGAGAAGAAUUGAAGGCACUAAAAAGCGGAGAAGACAUAUCUUCAAAGUCAAUAUUGAAAAACUUUUUCAUUUCGUUAGACGAAAAUAACAUCAUUCGCUUACAGAGCAGACUUCGAUAUGCUGAAAUUAGUCACAACGAAGUAUCUCCGAUGCUACUGCCUAGUAGAAGUCACUUUACGAAUCUUGUAAUUCGCAGAAGUCAUGAAAAAUUAGGACAUUCAGGAGUUGCUGACACAUUAACAGACGUUAGAGAAACUUAUUGGAUUAUUAAAGGAAGGCAGAGAAUUAAGAGUAUUAUUUUCAACUGCAAUCUUUGCAAGAAAUUUCGAGCUAAGCCCUUUACCCAAGACGAAGCUCCUCUCCCUCCAGACCGCAUUCAACAGGCUCAUCCAUUCGAAGUAACAGGAAUCGACUAUGCAGGUCCACUUUAUGUGAAGAGUUUCAACGGGAUAAAAAAAGCUUAUAUUUUGCUUUUUACCUGCGCUGUCACCAGAGCCGUCCAUCUUGAGCUCACUGAAGAUCUGACUACAAAGACAUUCCUACUUGCUUUUAGAAAAUUCGUAUCCCGCAGAGGACUUUGUAGAAAACUAUACUCUGACAACGCAAGAACUUUCAAAAGAGCAAAAAUUGAGAUAAAUUUAUUGUGGAAAUUUUUAAAGGACAAAGAAAUUCAGAAUUAUUUUGCCACUAAAAACAUAGAAUGGAAUUUCAUCGUUGAAAGAGCUGCCUGGUGGGGCGGAUUUUGGGAAAGACUGAUAAAAUCUACAAAAAUUUGCCUUAGAAAAAUAUUGGGAAAAACAUCUUUAACGUUUCCGGAAUUAGAGACCAUAAUUAUUGAAGUUGAAGCAAUUAUAAAUUCCAGACCUUUGACCUUUGUCUACAGUGAUAUUGAGGAACCUGAGCCGCUUACACCUGGACAUUUCCUCAUAGGCAGAAGGCUUGUUGCUCUCCCACCUCCCACAGCUUCGACUCAAUCAACUUCUAGCAAAUCCAAUCUAGAACAAGGAUGGAAGCAAAAAAAUUCCCUCUUAGAAAGAAUAUGGAAAAAAAUGGAAAUCUUCGUAUCUUCUAGAACUAAGAACAGCCCACCAGUUAAAGAGACAGAAAGAAAAUGUUCUACCAACCAAAGACUCAGCCGUCCUAGUGUACGACGAGAAACUUCCUCGACUCAUGUGGAAAAUGGGGAUUGUCACCUGUGUCCAUCCUGGACGUGAUGGAAAGACGCGAUCGAGCACAAUUAGACUUUCUAACGGAACUAAUUUAAAAAGACCAGUUCAACUACUAUAUCCUUGUGAACUUGGCUAAGACUCAAAAGGACCGAAAACUGUUUGUCCAAUGGUCCUUUGGGGCCGGAGGAUGAAACAGAUUAACUUUAAU